AUGAGCCCAGUUAACCCUAACGACCUUACAAACACGAUGAACUGCCCUAACACCAGUAACACAAAGAAAAUGUCCUUCCUGGACACCCUAAAAUCGAACCACAACUGUGACCAAGACAGUAACCAAAUCACAGUGCAACGUAACAUAGACCUAUACGAACCUGAGGAUGAGAUCAACAACUACCCAGAUCCCAACCUCUUCAUCCCAAUCACUUCAUCUGAUAAGGAACGACUCUACAAGAACUGGACCAAUGCCCUCAUUGUUAAAAUGUUUGGUAGACGAGUGGGGUACCAUUUCCUUCAAAGGAAACUGCAUGCAAUAUGGAAACCUACGGAGACUCUAUCUCUUAUUGAUCUAGGAAGUGACUACUACUUAAUAAAAUUCACAAAGGAGGAAAAUUAUAGGAAAGCUCUACAUGAAGGAACGUGGUUCAUUGGUAACCAAUUUCUUAUAGUUAGAAAAUGGGAGCCCAGAUUUGUAGCUUCAAAAGCCGCCCUGACAUACUCAGCUAUUUGGGCAAGGCUCCCGGAACUUCCUGCCGAAUUCUAUGACUAUGACAUAUUGCAAAAAACUGGCGAAAAACUAGGACAACUAAUACGAAUAGAUGCUUGCACAAAAUCUGCGAUGCGAGGCAAAUAUACCCGUCUUUGCAUCUUAGUUCCCAUAGUAAAACCACUCUAA
Molecule: messenger RNA, 681 nt
Organism: Nicotiana attenuata
Lineage: Eukaryota; Viridiplantae; Streptophyta; Magnoliopsida; Solanales; Solanaceae
Exons: 1
Coding region: 1-681 (226 amino acids)
Source: RefSeq, a predicted model, not a curated record